Messenger RNA from Suricata suricatta (meerkat), 969 nucleotides. RefSeq names its product platelet activating factor acetylhydrolase 1b catalytic subunit 3 (gene PAFAH1B3). The coding region runs from base 234 to 929 and encodes 231 amino acids. NCBI's taxonomy places the organism in Eukaryota, Metazoa, Chordata, Mammalia, Carnivora, Herpestidae. The transcript is spliced from 7 exons. The record is from RefSeq and is a predicted model, not a curated record.
GUCGCGGUGAAUGGGAAGUCACAGAAUUCAUCCCUAAAGAAUCAGUAUAGAGUCAUCGCUCAGAGCUAGGAUCUGGAGUUAGACUACCUAGACUCAAACAACCCAAACCGGCACAUCUGAGUUGUGCGACCUUGGAAAAGUAACUGCUCAGACCCUCAAGUUUCCUGUUUUGUACAAUGGAGUUGACAGUAGUACCUCCUUCAUGUGGUUGCUGAAGGAGCAGCGGCGCCAAGAUGAGCGGAGAGGAGAACCCAGCCAGCAAGCCCACGCCGGUGCAGGACGUGCAGGGCGACGGACGCUGGAUGUCCCUGCACCAUCGGUUCGUGGCCGACAGCAAAGAUAAGGAACCCGAAGUCGUCUUCAUCGGGGACUCUCUGGUCCAGCUAAUGCACCAGUGCGAGAUCUGGCGGGAGCUCUUUUCUCCUCUGCAUGCACUUAACUUUGGCAUUGGCAGUGAUAGUACACAACAUGUGCUUUGGAGACUGGAGAAUGGGGAGCUGGAGCACAUCCGACCCAAGAUUGUGGUGGUCUGGGUGGGUACCAACAACCAUGGGCACACAGCAGAGCAAGUGACUGGUGGCAUCAAGGCCAUUGUGCAACUGGUGAACCAACGGCAGCCCCAGGCCCGGGUCGUGGUGCUGGGCCUGCUUCCGAGGGGCCAGCACCCUAACCCACUUCGUGAGAAAAACCGGCGAGUGAACGAGCUGGUCCGGGCAGCAUUGGCUGGCCACCCACGGGCCCACUUUCUGGAUGCCGACCCUGGCUUUGUGCACUCGGACGGUACCAUAAGUCACCACGACAUGUACGAUUACCUGCAUCUGAGCCGCCUGGGCUACACACCUGUCUGUCGAGCCCUGCACUCCCUGCUUCUGCGUCUGCUGGCCCAAGACCAGGGCCAAGGUGGCUCCCGGCCAGAGGCCACACCCUAAGCAUCCUCCUGCCCCAACAUUAAAUUCUCAUUCCUUCGUC